Messenger RNA from Trachymyrmex cornetzi, 2040 nucleotides. It is a transcript of the gene Dmtn, whose product is annotated as transmembrane and coiled-coil domain 2 protein Dmtn. Gene Ontology annotation, cellular component: endomembrane system. The record is from RefSeq and is a predicted model, not a curated record. The transcript has 11 exons. Lineage: Eukaryota; Metazoa; Arthropoda; Insecta; Hymenoptera; Formicidae. Bases 132 to 1892 code for a protein of 586 amino acids.
UGUGAACUUGUGCCCAGCCACCCAGAUGCCGUCUAAAGAUCACCGCCGAGACUUUCGCCAGCCACGUGAUCGGUUCAAUUUGAACUUAUUGAAACGAAGUAGAUAGAUGACAACUUUCUUAGAACAAAGGUAUGGCAAGCUUGAUGGUGAACACCUCUAGUAAAAACAGUUCGCGCAGUGGAUCUCCUAGUAGGACAACUUCGACGUCUCAACUGCAGCAGCAACAACCGACAGCAAACUUGGAUCAUACUCCAAGAUUGCGUAAUGCCCCAAUUUCUCAAGGAGAGGGUAGCACAGGCAGUGGAAGUAGUGGUGGUGGCGGUACCGGAAGUAGCCUCAACAUGAAAGGCAGCAACAGACAAAGGUCACCAGGAAAUUUAAUCCGCACAGGAGAUGCCAUGGAUGAACCAAGUAGUACUUCAAACACUGCCGAACCAGACGAGUUUGUGCCAAAUGUUCAUCCACCGACUGAUGACGAAGGAGAACAAUACCACACAACCCAAUCGUUCCUAUCAAAUGGUUCUUCUGAGUUGAUAAGCGAUGAUGUCGACUCUAGUGCAGCACGAGUUCGUCAAGCUAUUGAACAUAUUCAAAGCAAAAUUGCUAAAACGCGAGAACAGAUAAGAAUAGAACAAACCACGCGGGAUGAAAACGUCAAUGAAUAUUUGAAAUUGGCCGCUAAUGCGGACAAGCAGCAAUUAACUAGGAUUAAAACGGUAUUCGAAAAGAAGAAUCAAAAAUCGGCGCACAGUAUUUCACAGUUACAAAAAAAGUUAGACAGCUACACAAAAAAAUUAAGAAAUUAUGAAAUGAAUGGUGCACCGACAAGUCAUAGACAACCGAGGGAAAUGUUACGCGACAUGGGACAAGGACUUAAACAUGUAGGAGGAAACAUCAGGGAUGGAAUCACUGGUUUUUCAGGAACUGUAAUGUCUAAACCAAGAGAGUUUGCUCAUCUUAUUAAAAACAAAUUUGGAAGUGCCGAUAAUAUAAAUACUUUAUCACAUGGCUCGACUUUUUAUGUAAACGAUACACCGCAUGCAGGUAAUGGUGAUAACGCUAGCGUUGAAGAUGAUAAAACUCACCAUGGAUCGGCUACGCUUCCGGGUGGAUGCAGUCUGGGAUCUACCCAAAGUGCAGCGGCUAUGAAGUUUCCAUCUGAGGAAGGAUCGGAGUGUUCUAGCGUAACUAGUGAAAGUGGCCCUGGUAGUAGAGGACAGCCGCAUACAUGUCACAGUAAUAAUGCAGCCUUGAGUCUCAAAUCUAUUUUUGCAGAACUACAGGAACACCGGGAAAAUCUUGAUCGAAUGAGAGAAAAAUUAGAUAGUGUAAAGACAUUACAGCAGGAAGUGACAUAUCUUUCUCAUUCCCUCCAAGAAGAACGUUUUAGAUGCGAACGUUUAGAAGAACAGAUUAAUGAUUUAACAGAAUUGCAUCAGAACGAAGUGGAAAACUUGAAGCAGACUAUCACAGAUAUGGAGGAGAAAGUGCAAUAUCAAAGUGAAGAUAGAUUACGAGAUAUACAUGAGAUGUUAGAGAGUUGUCAAACUAAAAUUUGUAAAAUGGAACAUCAACAACAACAGCAUCAACAAUAUGUGACAUUGGAGGGUUUAGAUAAUAGCAAUGCGAGAGCGUUAGUUGUAAAAUUGAUAAAUGUAGUAUUGACAGUAUUGCAAGUUGUUUUGCUCCUUGUUGCAACGGGUGCUGGUAUUAUGAUGCCUUUUCUCAGAACUAGCUGUACUAAGCCUCAUUGUUUCAUGUGCAGGGUGCGUAUAUUAACGACUACAUUCGUUGUACUGGGCAUAGUAUUUGUGUUAAAGCAAUGGCCUGAGGUACAUGACGUUGGCAGCCACCUCAUGCGCCAUCUCAAACAGACGCUCGCCAUGAAGUAGCAUUGGUGGAAUACUUAAAUUUAAUCAAACCUUGUGAUGAAGCUGGGCUAGAUUGGACACAUUGAAUGAAACCUUGCAUCCAUUUAUCAGUGUUGUAGCACAUUGGAGCAAUAAUAGUAUGUAUACGCGUAAAUAAGUUUGUAUUUUG